AUGAGUAUGCCUCAAGUAAAUGGCGAUUUUGAGUCUAGUCUGCCACUCAUUGGGACGGUCGUUGAUGCUUGUGGUGGGGAUGAAGGCAUCUCCCAAUGUUUCCGCAGCAUGCUCGACCAGAAGCUAUUGUGGACGCGCGACCAAUACCGUCCAAUCGGCAUGCCCCAACGUGUUCUUCCUUCACCUUUGCUCUCUGACGCCGAAGGGCUUAAACUGUGGCGAGAUAUCACCCGAUUGCCAACCUACUAUCAAACUGAAGGUGAGAUCGAGUUCUUCAACCACUACGGGCAUGAAAUUGCUGGGAUGGUGCCGCCAAAUGCCGUCCUUGUGGAUCUAGGCUGCGGUGAUGUUCGAAAGGCCAAGGCUCUUCUCGACCAUCUCGAGCAGCUGGGCAACAGUGUAUGCUACUUUGCCCUUGAUCUUGACAAGGCGUCACUUGAGCAUCAAAUGGGCAUACUGACUCCUCAUUAUCGCCAUGUGAGAUGCUUUGGCCUCUGGGGGACAUUCGAUCACGGGUUGGCUUGGUUGAACGACCAGGCGUUCAACAGGCCUAGAUUUCUCAUGUCACUCGGCUCUAUAUAUGGCAAUGAUCAUUUUCACGACGCCGUCAAGUCCCUCGAACAAUUGAGAACCACAGGCUUCCAUCAUCAAACUGACAAAAUGCUAUUGACCAUGGACGGAACCCAGGACGCAGCCAUUAUUUGGCGAAGCUACCACGAUCAUGCUGGCUUGUUUGAGAAAUUUAUACGCAACGGCUACAAACACUCGAAUCGAGUCUUGAACCAGCAAUGGUACCGUGAUGAGGACUGGGACUUUGUCGGUCUCAUACAACAGGACCCGUUGAUGCAUCGCUUCGUCAUCCGAGCAAGGGUGAAUGUCACAUGCCCAGCCUUAAAACUCGACUUCCCCGCAGGGACGGAGAUUGAUUGCUACGAAGCGUUCAAAUAUCCUCCAGAUCUUAUGAGGAGGCAAUUUGCAAUGGCAAACUUUCACGAAGUAGGACAUUGGAAAGCUCCUAAAGCAGAUCUUCAUCAUUAUCUUCUCGUUCCCAGCGAAGAUCAAGCACCCAUGGCUAUCUAA
Clonostachys byssicola is the source of this 1080-nucleotide messenger RNA. The record is from the annotation of a GenBank genome assembly. Lineage: Eukaryota; Fungi; Ascomycota; Sordariomycetes; Hypocreales; Bionectriaceae.